CGCAACUCAACCUCUCUAUUUACAUUUACAUACACGCAGAGAUAGAUAUAGAGACAGAAACACAGCGAUACAGACAGAGAGAGAGAGUGAGUUUGAAGAGAGAGAAACUAUGGCGGCAGCAGUGACUAGUGCGUGGUCGAAGCCUGGUGCUUGGGCACUCGAUUCCGAAGAACACGAAGCCGAACUUCUUCAUCAGCACCAAAACGAAGAAAGCAACAAAAAAACCCACCAUUCCAACGGCGGAGACGCAGCAGAGUUCCCUUCACUCGCUGCGGCGGCCGCCACCAAGACCAAGAAGAAGAAGCCCCAAGCCAUACCUCUCUCCGAGUUCGCCAAACCGGCUCAGACCACACAAACCAGAGGCCUCACCGCCGAAGAUCUCAUGUCGUUGCCGACCGGUCCGCGCCAGAGAACCGCCGAGGAGCUCGACCGGUCCAAGCUCGGUGGCGGAUUCAGAUCGUACGGUUACGAUAGGAAUAGAGGUGAGGAGGGUUCGAAUUCUAGGUGGGGGUCUUCUAGGGUUUCGGAUGAGUCGCGUCGACAAGGAGGAGGAGGGUUUAAUAGGGAUUCAAGUAAAGAAUUAGCGCCUUCUCGUGCCGAUGAGGUCGAUGAUUGGGGGUCUACGAAGAGGUCUGUUUCUAGUAAUGGAUUUGAGAAGAGAGGAGAGAGAGGGGAGAGAGGAGGGUUUUUCGGGUCUGAUUCUAGAGCUGAUGAAUCUGAUAGUUGGGUUUUGAAUAAGAACUUUGUUCCUUCUGAAGGACGGAGAUUUGAGAAUCAGAGGGAGAGAAGAGUGGGUUUCGAGUCAAAUGGCGGCGCAGAUUCGGAGAAUUGGGUGAAGAAGAAGGAAGAGGAGGGGAGGAAGUUCGGUACUAAUGGUGGUGGUGGUGCUUUUGAUAGUCUCCGAGAGAGGCGGGGGGGCUUUGAUUUUGCAACAAAUGGCGGUGCAGAUGCGGAAGCUUGGGGUAAAAAGAGGGAGGAGGGAAGUGUGAUUGGGAGGCCGAAGCUUAAUUUGCAGCCACGGACGCUGCCUGUGAGUGAUGGUCAGCAAAAUGGUUCAGUGACACAGGCGAAACCAAAAGGUUCUAACCCAUUUGGUGAGGCAAGGCCCAGAGAGGAGGUUUUGAAGGGAAAGGGGCAGGAUUGGAAGGAAGUUGAUGUGAAACUCGAGUCGGUCAAAAUUAAGGAGAUGGUUUCUGCGAACGAUGGGGCUUCGUUUGGGAAGAGUAGUUUUGGGAGCGGAAAUUUAAGGGCGAUUACUCCCGAUGGACGGACUGAGAGGAGCUGGAGGAAGACAGACUCUGCUGAUGAUCGUUCUCCAAGUGCUGAUAAAGUUGAAAAUGACAUUGCUGAAGAAGCUGAAGAAGAUGUGCAAGAAUGAUGCUAAACUGUGAACACAAAAAAGAAAAAAAAGAAGAGAGAGAGAGAGAGAGAGAGAGAAAACAAAGGUAAAGAGCAAUCGGCUAGUUGGGAAGUUCAAGUCUUGGUUUGAUGAAUACACUGGAUUUUCAGUUUCUUUGUUCUUGUUUUGCCCUCACUUGUGUUAUGGAGACAGUUUUGGUAGACUUAUGUUUAGUUGAAUUAUUUAAGGCCUAAAUGGCUUGUUUGUACUAGAUAAUUUUGUCAUAACUUGCUGUUCCACCAUAAAAUUUUGUUUUCAACAUUUGUUUAGCUAUUGACUGGAAA
Messenger RNA from Camellia sinensis, 1683 nucleotides. Its product is annotated as eukaryotic translation initiation factor 4B3. Gene Ontology annotation, molecular function: mRNA binding; translation initiation factor activity. Lineage: Eukaryota; Viridiplantae; Streptophyta; Magnoliopsida; Ericales; Theaceae. The record is from RefSeq and is a predicted model, not a curated record.